AAGAAAAUCCGUCCUGUAAGAAAUCGUCCUACUAAAAGUUCUAACCCUAUGAAGAGAAUAUCUGUAGAAGUACGAAGUGAAUAUACAGAAGUUACUACAGGACUGGCUGAAAAGGAACUCAAACGACUCAAAACUGAAAAAAUUUCUAAAGAUGUAGGAUUUGCUGAAGAAGCACUGGCAGGGUUAGCUAGUAAAGAGAAUUUCUCUAAAGUAGCAUUGAGGAAAACAGACGCUACAUCGACACCUGGCAGUAAAGAUAGACUGGAUCCCUUUAAAGAUAAUAUGUUACUACAUGUUAAAGGUCGUAGAAAUGUACAGACGAGAUUAGUGGCGCCUACCAGUCUAUCUAUCAACAGUGGAGAUUGUUACGUACUUAUUACUCCAGACAAAAUCAUCAACUGGGUCGGAACGUUUAGUAAUGUCAUAGAAAAAGCAAAGGCAGCAGAUAUAACAUCAUUUAUUCACACCAAACGAGAUAUGGGAUGUAGGUCAGGGACGUCUGUAGCCACCAUAGAGGAGGAGAAACAACGAUUAGGAGCUGGAAAACAUUUCUGGGCAACUCUCGGAGGACAACAAGAUUAUCAGGCCGUAGGUCCUGAGGAAGAAGAUGAGAUCUAUGAAACAUUGAUUAAUAAAACCAACAUGGUGUAUAAAUUAGUAGAUAACUCACUCUUACCUUACCAAGAAUACUGGGGAGCCAUCUUGAAAUAUGAUAUGUUACAUCCUGAAUUAACAUUAGUAUUUGAUUUUGGCUCUGAGUUGUAUCUGUGGUUAGGAAAGAAAGUUUCUCCUGAGGAACGUAAAGUGGGGAGAAUUUUAAGUCAACAAUUAUGGGAGAAAGGAUAUGAUUAUAGCAGCUGUGAUAUUAACCCUUUGUGUCCGUUACACAACACUGGAGGUGUUCCAAUCAAAAGUACCACUCGUCCAGAUUGGGCCUUAUUUGGUAAAGUUCAUCAAGGCAUGGAAACCAUCCUAUUUAAAGAGAAGUUUUUCGAUUGGCCUGAUAGUGCUAGAAUAAUCAAGGUCAAGGGUCAAGAUGCAGACACAGAAAAGAAAGUGGAACUAGUAGAACUUCAAGCUUAUGAUGUCUCUAAGAUGGUUCCUGCUAAUACCUCACCUGUCACUCUGGUUUUAGAGGGUUCCAAUGUUGGCAGAGGCACCAAAUGGUUAGAAGAUAUGCAGGGUUUUAUAAAACAAACUGAUAUUAUAACAUGUGGUGUUAAUGUCUGGCAUGUUAUGGAGUAUGAUCAUUAUAAACUACCAGAAACAUGCUAUGGUCAAUUUCACGAGGGGGAUACCUACGUAGUUCGAUGGCAGUAUAUGGUCUCUAAUGCUGGAUUGAAAUCUCUAAAAGGUCAGGCAGCACGGAAUACACUAACAGGCAGAGAGAGAUGUGCCUAUUUUUUCUGGCAGGGAUCAGAAUCUACCAUCAAUGAGAAAGGUGCCUCAGCUCUGAUGACAGUUGAAUUGGAUGAAGAAAGAGGUCCUCAGGUACGAGUAAUUCAGGGAAAAGAGCCGCCAUGUUUUCUUAAUUUGUUUAAUGGGAGUAUGAUGGUUCACAUUGGAAAACGGGAAGAAGAGGAAUCCAACACCCAGGGACCGUGGAGACUUUAUUGUGUUAGAAACGAACAUGAAAACGAACUAAUGUUGUUAGAAAUUAACUUGUGUAUAGAUAAUUUACGGAGCAGGUCUUCGUUCGUGUUGUUAAAUGUGAAAACAGGACAUUUGUAUAUUUGGAAUGGAUGUAAAUCUCCUCAACAUACCCGUCAACAGGCUCGUCGUGCAGCUGAUAAACUCAAAAUACAUUGUCCCUUAGAAGUUGGUCUGCAUACAGACGCUAGUAUAAUGAUAUCAGAAAUGGAAGAAGGGGAGGAGAAAUCUCAGUUUUGGGGAGCUGUAGAAAGUCGAGACAGAACUCGUUAUAUGUCUUUACUAGACAGUGGGCGAAGUCUAGAACAUUCAGUACGUCUGUUCUAUAUGACCAGUGUGUCUGGUAUUUUCGAGGUAGCAGAAAGAUUAAAUCCAUGUCGUACUGACGAAUUCUAUACUCCAUUUCCAUUUUUACAGUCUGAUCUAUAUAAAGUUUCUCAACCAGCUCUGUUCCUAGUUGAUAAUCAUUAUGAAGUAUAUCUGUGGCAGGGUUGGUGGCCAGAAGGUAAUGAAGAGGAAGGUAAUGUCCAUACAGGAUCAGCUCAUUCCAGGUUUAAUAUUGAUAGAAAAUGUGCUCUACAAACCACCAUUAAUUAUUGUAAAGGUUUUAGAAGUCGAAUGCCCAAUAUGUACAUAGUAUGUGCAGGGGUUGAACCCCAACAAUUCACCAAUAUAUUCCCAUAUUGGGAGGUGGAUGAAACAGCCAAAGAACUCAAUAUGAGGGAUGGUAAACAUGAAGGUUAUUUGGAAUCGGCUGAAGAAAUGUUGAGUAAAUUAUCCAGAACGCAAUAUUCUCUGGAAGAAUUGCAGGAACGACCUUUACCUGAAGGUGUUGACGCCUCCAAGCUAGAGUCAUAUCUAGAUGAUGAAACUUUUGAGAAUAUUCUACACAUGUCAAAAGAGGACUUCUACAAACUACCCUCGUGGAAACAAAGACAGUUAAAACAACCCACUGGUUUAUUCUAAAAUCACCAUGGAAACACUAAAUAGUUUAUUCUAGAAUCACCAUGGAAACACCAAAUAGUUUAUUCUAGAAACAAUAAUUAGUUUAUUCUCGAAUCACCAUGGAAACAAUAAUUAGUUUAUUCUAGAUUCACCAUGGAAACACUAAUUAGUUUAUUCUGAAUCACCAUGGAAACAUUAAAUAGUUUAUUCUAGAAUCACCAUGGAAACAAU
This is a messenger RNA of Lottia gigantea (owl limpet), 2826 nucleotides long. RefSeq lists its product as hypothetical. The record is from RefSeq and is a predicted model, not a curated record. The transcript is spliced from 17 exons. NCBI's taxonomy places the organism in Eukaryota, Metazoa, Mollusca, Gastropoda, Lottiidae. The coding region runs from base 49 to 2616 and encodes 855 amino acids. Gene Ontology annotation, molecular function: phosphatidylinositol-4,5-bisphosphate binding; actin filament binding. Gene Ontology annotation, biological process: barbed-end actin filament capping; actin polymerization or depolymerization; actin filament severing. Gene Ontology annotation, cellular component: actin cytoskeleton; cytoplasm.